Molecule: messenger RNA, 2242 nt
Organism: Cercocebus atys (sooty mangabey)
Lineage: Eukaryota; Metazoa; Chordata; Mammalia; Primates; Cercopithecidae
Gene: CCDC148
Product: coiled-coil domain containing 148
Exons: 15
Coding region: 48-1928 (626 amino acids)
Source: RefSeq, a predicted model, not a curated record
GAGGGCUGGCCCUCCCCAUUGGCCCGGCCCUCAUAUUGAACGGGCCAAUGGGAGCUGCGGUUUCAGGUCGCCAUAGAGACCGAUGCUGUUCAGCGCAAGAGGGCCUGGAGAAGAUAUGGAAAAAAAUGAAUCAAAGAGACCGACCAUUCAUGACAAUUCAGAGAAAUGAUAGCUCAGAUCAUCUGGUAUUGCAUAUGAAAAAUGAGAUGAGAAACACCAAGUACAAACCAGUAGACUAUCAACAAUUGCGUGUAUUAACUGAAGCAAAGAAAUUAGCUUCUGCCUCUGCAGAGCUAAAGAUCAGAAAAGCAAUGUUGACUUCAAAGAUAUCCAAAGAACAAACACUAAUAAAACAACACAAGCAAGUGUGGUGGCAGGAAUACCAGAGGCUGAAUGAAGUCAGAUGUAAAAUGGAAUCUGAAAUAAAAUCCCUUCUCAAUGAAGAGAACAUUGGAAACGAAUGUCUUUGUGACCUUACAAAUUUUGAGCAAGAGCUAUCAGAACAAUGGUGCACAUAUCUUAAAAAUGUGAUAAAUCCUAUUCAGCAGCUGAGAGCAGAUCUAAAAUACAGACAGCAUCACACUUUGCAGCAUUCACACCCACAUGUUGAGUUUAACUCUGUGAAAGUAUUGGAAGAGGUUGACUUUGUGAAGAAACAAUUGAAAACUGUCUUUGAAAGACUUAGCCUGGAGCAACAGAGAAUAGAAAAUGAUCUUUCAGGCUGGAGUAUAAAGAUUCUAGAUCAUUCUUUGGAAGAAAAGACUAACCUGCUUAGUGAACUGCCCAUUGAAUUAGGAAGUUUGGAAUGCCCAUACCCUGAUUUGAAAUCUUCAAUCCACAGUGAGUUCUGUAAGUUUACACAGAAAUAUCAAAAGAAGCUUCAAGAUGUUGAUCUGCAGUUGGAAGACAUAUACAGAAACUGCCAACUAAGUGAAGAAGACCACUGGAUUUACCAGGCUAUUUUGGAUCAGUACCCUGGAGGUCUCUUUGGAAGAAGGACUCUGUAUCUGGACAUGUUACAAAGAUAUUUUCCUCACAAAUCUAGGCAUGAUUUGAUUGAACAUGAGAAAUAUUGUGACCAAUAUCGCUUUGCUAUGGAGCAGCGAAAGAUCUUGAUAUCAAAUUGGAAUAAAAAUAAGAAAGACUUUACACAGAAGGCUGUGCUGACACUCAUUGAGGCUUGUGCAGCUCAUGAAAUGGAGAGCACAUUGGCUAAGGACAAGAAAAAGCAACAGGAAUUGUGUGCUGAUCUGAAAGCCAAGGUUCUUCAAUGGCGAGCCCACCAGGAAGAGGUAGCAAGACUGGAAAUGGAAAUUUCUGCCAGAAGAAGAGAAAAGGAAGAGGAGAAAGAGAAAUUGUGGAAGAAGAAGGAAUUGUUGCAAAGGGCAGAGAAGAAAAAAAAAAUUAAAAAAUACUGGGCUAUGAAAAAACAGAAGUGGCAAGAAAUGGAAAUGAGAGAUCUUCAGCGUCUAGAAGAACUGAAGAAAUUAAUGGCUGAACAGUCACUAAAAGACAGAGAAAGGGUUAAAUAUAGAAAAGAAUUAUUGGAAAGGCGUUUGAUGGAGAAAAAGGAAGCGGCCCUUCAAGAAGCUCAUGAAGACAAAGAGAGAGCGAGGCGGCUAGAAGCCCUUAGGAAACAGGUUGCUGUUGUUGCUCAAUUUGAUCCUGUUAGAAUGAUGUCAGAUACAAUGGCAUCGAAAGCUAGGAUGGGCAUUGAAAUUGAAGAAGAAUUUAUUCUUCAAAAGCCACUCUUCACAUUGAAUACAUACAAUGAACAGCAGAUAAUUUCUGACCCUAGACUUCGCUUCGAGUUAGCGCUUCGAGAAGCUGGACUUCAUAGAACACUUUAUGCCAAAGAGAUAUUACCAAAAAUUAGUCCUCGAAAACCUCCAAGGAAGGACAUGGAGUCUACUGUAUUUAAAAUAUAGAGCUCAUCCUCAAAUUCUAUAUGUAAAGAGCAUUUUUCUUUGAAAACAUUUAUAUGGAUAAUAAUAAUUACUACUUUCUAAAAUGUUUGAAAUAUCAGACAUAGAAAUCAUAGCAUCUAUUAAAACAACUUUGCCUUUCUUUUGUGAUUCUUAGAAUUUUAUGCACUAUAUUUCCUGUAUCUUUAAGUUAUAUUUAAUAGUACUAAAUUCCCCCAAAUUAUGGAACUUAAUUAUGGCACAUAAAGUACUUAUACUAUAAUUUAGCAAACUGCAUGUUGGAGGUUGUGUUAUCCUAUAAAAAGAGCUCAAAAUAA